GUGAAUUUAUCAAGGCACUAUAUGAGUCAGAUGAGAACUGUGAAGUAGAUCCCAGCAAGAGUCCACCCAGUGAAUUAGCUGAUCACCAGGCAAAUCUCAAAAUGUGUUGUGAGCUGGCCUUCUGCAAAAUCAUCAAUACCUACUGUGUCUUUCCUCGGGAGCUGAAGGAGGUGUUUGCAUCAUGGAAACAGCAGUGCCUCAAAAGGGGAAAGCAGGAUAUCAGCGAACGCCUGAUCAGUGCCUCACUAUUCCUCCGGUUCCUUUGUCCAGCCAUCAUGUCUCCAAGUCUCUUCAACCUCAUGCAGGAGUACCCUGAUGAUAAUACCUCUCGUGCACUCACACUAAUUGCAAAGGUUAUUCAAAACUUAGCAAAUUUCACAAGGUUUGGGAACAAAGAAGAAUAUAUUACCUUUAUGAAUGGCUUUCUAGAGCAUGAAUGGGGAAAUAUGAAAUGCUUCUUGGCAGAAAUUUCUAAUGAGGACACCAUUUCUAAUAAGCCAGGAUUUGGAGGAUACAUAGAUCUGGGAAAGGAGUUUGCUGUCUUGCAUUCUUUGCUGUGGGAAGUAGUCUGUCAGCUGGACAAGGGUGAAAAUUCCUUCCUACAGGCAACGGUAGAAAAAUUGGGACCUUUGCCACGCAUCCUCACUGACAUUGCAAAGGCUACGACAAACCCUAUGCCAAUCCAGCAACAGUUGAGACGUUUGGCAGAUCAUAAUUCAAGCCCCAAUGUCAGUCUCUCUUCUGGGCUACAAAAAAUAUUUGAAGACCCUGCUGACAGUGAACUCAAGUUGAAGUCUGCCCCUCCAGAAAAUGAAGCGUAUUUCAAAGGCAAAUUGCUUUUGAUGCAGCAAACCUCAUCCCGGAGUGUGACUUAUUCAGAUCAAGGUGACGAGACCAAUCUGCCCAAUGUCCGAAGCAUAUCACUGAUGAAUCUCCAGGAUCCCAAUGUCACACAGUGUGAAUCUGGAUCCAUGAUGCACGAUGCCCCUGUACGUUUAUCUGGCAGCCAGAUUUCAGUCAUCCAGGUGGCAAAUAUCAAGCAGCUCCAUAGAACACCACAGACUGCCCCCCAAGUCAGGAGACCUCUUCACUCAGCACUAAACCAGCAAGGCAUUCUUCAGGCCCUUUUUUUCCAGAAUCCAGUUUAUCAUCUCAACAAUUCUCCUCAGCCAAUGCCUAAAGUAUCCAUGGAAUCUAGCCUGGAUAACCUGAGUGUCACCAGUUCCCGAAGCCAGAACAGCGAAGACCUUAAACUCAGUGUGCCCAGCAAUAGCAGCAUGGAGGAUUAUGCCAAACGUAGCACCCAGAAUGAAGAUUUUUCUGGGCGGGGCCCUAUACUGGACAAACAAGCUAUGCCACCUCAACCGAAUAGCACUCUGCAGACCCAAAUCCACAAAAUGGACCAAGUAGGGCCCACUGCAAUGGUCAGAGCACCCCACUCACUUCCCCACAGUGCUUCUCUUCGAAGUACAGGCAGCAUGUCUGUAGCAUCUGCCACGAUGGCAAUGGAACCUCUUCAGGAGGGGAAUCAGUCCCGGCAGCAGUCUUCCUCCUCCCGAGAAAGCCCAGUUCCCAAAGUCCGAGCCAUCCAACGGCAGCAAACACAACAGAUGCAGUCCCCUGUAGACUCUGCCACUAUGUCACCUGUGGAAAGGACAGCUGCUUGGGUCUUAAACAAUGGACAGUAUGAACAAGUGGAGGAAGAUGCAGAACAAAAUCAGGAUGAAGCUAAUCAUACAGAAAAGUAUCAGCAAGAGAUAGCCAAGCUCAAGGAUCGCCUGAAGGCAUCAAGUCGCCGGUUGGAGGAGUAUGAGCAGCGUCUCCUAGUGCAGGAGCAACAAAUGCAGAAACUCUUAUUGGAGCACAGAUCAAUGCUGGAAGACAGCAAGGAGCGGCUGCGAAAGCAGCAGGAGGAGAAGGAUAGCCAGAUGAAAAGCAUCAUCAGCAGAUUAAUGGCUGUGGAAGAGGAACUAAAGAAAGACCAUGCAGAAAUGCAAGCAACCAUUGAUGCUAAGCAGAAAAUAAUUGAGGCACAGGAGAAAAGGAUCCUCUCCUUGGAUUCAGCCAACACAAGGUUGAUGAGUGCCCUAACUCAAGUGAAGGAACACUACAGCAUGCAGGCCCGGAGCAGCGUCUCUCCUACUAAUCCUCCCAGGCUUUCCAUCACAGAGAAUGGAGAAUUUAGGAACAGCAGCUGCUAACUUCAAGUUCUCCCACCAAGUGAAUUCCCACCUUUCAUUUCUCUUGCCCACUCCAAGCCUGGUUGCCCAACUCCCUUGGUGUUCUCCAAAACUACCUGCUUAAAAGCAGAAAAUUUCAGGGAAAACUGGAGAAUAUGGAUGCAGGGACUGAUUGCCACCGCCAUAUAAUGACCUGCACUACCAACCUGCCUGGGCUUCCUUUCAACAUUGCAGCUGUUAGUCACCUUUCCACAUUUCACUUUGCUAGUUUUCCAACUAGCCUCUCUAAAUCUUGACCAUGGCAGCAACUUGUCAUGUGCUUCAGGGUACAUAAGGCAGAACAGGCAUCACUUGUUGCCUGGCUAGGUGAGCACAGAAAAGACUGCUUAAUAUAAGUCAGGGAUCACAAAACUUAAAAAAAGAAAUUAAAUUGAAAGAAGUAUAUUAAUUUUUUUAAAAUUAAAAGUUUAA
Messenger RNA from Python bivittatus (Burmese python), 2651 nucleotides. NCBI's taxonomy places the organism in Eukaryota, Metazoa, Chordata, Lepidosauria, Squamata, Pythonidae. The record is from RefSeq and is a predicted model, not a curated record.